Grosmannia clavigera kw1407 is the source of this 2304-nucleotide messenger RNA. Its product is annotated as acetamidase regulatory protein. The transcript has 3 exons. Gene Ontology annotation, molecular function: zinc ion binding; DNA binding. Gene Ontology annotation, biological process: DNA-templated transcription. The record is from RefSeq and is a predicted model, not a curated record. NCBI's taxonomy places the organism in Eukaryota, Fungi, Ascomycota, Sordariomycetes, Ophiostomatales, Ophiostomataceae. The coding region runs from base 1 to 2304 and encodes 767 amino acids.
AUGGACAGGAUUGGCCAGGCUCGCAGCCAGCGCUCGGCUUGGUCAGAUGCGAUGCAACGCCCGGACAGCCGUGUUCCGGAUGCCGGUGUGCGGGGUCCCCAUGCAUCGCCCACGAGAAGCGGCGACGCAAUAGGCCCACCAAAGCCAACCACGCUGGCGACCAUUUUGCCAACGCCGGCGACCGGGGGCUCAUCCAGCGCGGUUGACGGCCCUGCGGCGUCUGGUGGGACCGACAGCUUCCAUCCCCAGCCACGAGACGAUGAAUGCCCGGGCCCUGAUGACCGCGACAGUGAAGUCGACCGGGUGGCUGCUGCACUGUCAUCGCUGCAGGAUGCGUCAUGGCAAGACGGCAGCGACCAUGGGGACAGCAACACGGCCGACUGUGGCAGCAACACCGUCCACAACGGAAACACAGCCAACACCAACGAUGACUCGGACUCGGACGGCACCUCGGCUGCACCGGCUGACGUCAGACGCCACCUGGUCGAGAUGCUCUCGCAGGAAGACAUUGCCGAUCGGGUGAUGCAGCGCGGCGUCCGCAUCGUCUACGUCGGCCAGGAGUACUCCAACAUCCACUACCUGAUCCGCCAGCGAGCCCGCCAUGCGCCGCCUUCGGUCCACCACUUUCCGUCUAACCAGAUCUCGCGCCGAUAUACGAGCCACCAGCUCGACCGCAUCCCUCGAAAGGCCUUUGCGCUUCCACCGGCCGCUGUCGUCGACGAGCUGUUGGCUGCCUACUUCCGCCAUGUCCAUCCCGGCUUUCCCGUCCUCGACGAGGCCGUCUUCAUGAGCCAGUACCGUCGCCGUGACCCGCGCAACCCCCCCAGCCUUCUCGUGCUCCAGGCUGUCCUCAUGGUCGGUGCUCAUGUCUGCUCGCACCGGCCAGACCGCGCUGCCCUCAAGACGAGCUUCUUUCGCCGCGCCAAGAUGCUCUUUGACGCCCGUUUCGAGUGGAAUCGCGAUGUCGUCGUCCAGGCCGCCCUGCUCAUGACCUGGCACUCCGAAGGCGUCGAGGACAUUGGUGCUAACUCUUACUACUGGGUCGGCGUGGCCGCUCGCACUGCUCUCGGUCUCGGCAUGCAUCGUGACGCUGGCGCCAGCACGCUCGUCGCCCCGGACCAGCGCCUCUGGCGUCGCCUCUGGUGGAUCCUCGUCCAGUUCGACGUCAUCGUAUCGCUAUCCUACGGCCGUCCACCGGCUGUCCGUCUGGAUGAGAGCGACGUGCCCGAGCUGAGGCCAGACGACUUUGAUUCGCCUGGACACGCGACCGGUGAUGACGACAACAACGUCCACAAUGGCCACAGCAACACCAAUACCAACACCCAACCUCCUCUCUCUCCCAUUCAUGCCGACUUUACGAUCCAUCAGACUCGCCUCUGCUGCAUCAUUGCCCACACCUUACGCGACCGCUUUGGCUUGCGCGUCCCGCCCGAACGCCGCAGAGCCGCCCUCGCUGACGCUGACCAGCGUCUUGCCCACUGGAUGGCCACCCUUCCGUCGUCCCUGCGCCAUCACCUGCUCGGCUGUUCCGGAAGUGUCCAUCCGGCCGCCUCUGCUCCGCCCUGGGUCGCCAUGCUGCACAUGACCUACAACAACUUUCUCAUCCUCCUGCACCGGCCGCCGCCUCCACAGCCCACAGCCACGAUUGCUUCCAGUGUGACGAGCCAGGACGACAUGGGCAUCUGCUCCUCGGCUGCCACGGCCUUGGUGCAUCUUCUCGAGGGCGUGGCCGCCCGCGACGAGCUGCGCUUCCUCAACGUCUUCGCCGUCGACGCCGUCUUCACCGCUUUGAUUCAGCUCAGCGCCGAGAUCCGCGUCACCAACCCGGUGCUAGCCGCUCACGCCAUGCGGCGCUUCGACUCCGCCAUGGAUAUUAUGCGCCGCCUCGCCGCCUUCUGGCUCAACGCCGAGAUUAUCCUGCGACUGUUCGAGGACAGCUCCGAGCGCCUACGCGCCCAGCUGGUCAUCGGCAAGAGCAGCGUCAGCACCGGCAGCAUAGACUCUGCCAUCUCGCCUGCGGUCGACCAGCCGCAUCAUACCCGGGAGCAGCAACAGCCACUUUCGCCAUCACAAGCUAUCGACCCGGCCACGGUCGCCAUGGCUUCACACGCACACGGCUUUGGUAUGCCCGGACCACAGCAUGUGGACGUUCUGCAGGCACUGAUGCUCAGCCCGGCCACUACGCUGCAGCAACACAUGGCCUCAGUUAACGAACAGCUCGACUGGACGAACCUCUACUGGGAGAACUCGGGCUUUACAUCCCUAAGUCCGUUUGCCGAGAUGCGCAUGUAUCCUCCGUCAUAA